Molecule: messenger RNA, 5814 nt
Organism: Dendronephthya gigantea
Lineage: Eukaryota; Metazoa; Cnidaria; Anthozoa; Malacalcyonacea; Nephtheidae
Exons: 3
Coding region: 224-5488 (1754 amino acids)
Molecular function (GO): ATP hydrolysis activity; ADP binding; protein binding
Source: RefSeq, a predicted model, not a curated record
AUUGGACAGAAAAGAGUUUGCCGUGGAAAAUCACCAUGAUACAUUCCCCAUUUUGACCUGCCUUCGAACAUAUCACAUAAUUGAAACAGAAAUUACCGGAAAAUUUGCCGGGAGGAUAUUGCUGAACCAAUUAUUGGUUACAUUGUUGAAAUCACUAAUAGCUGAGGCAAUCUUGUUUUGAGGAAUCCUCUUUACAUUUAGAAAAUAUCAGAAUUUGGCUACGAUGGAUGAUAACGAAUCGACGGAGAACUUAUAUUCACAAAGAGUGAGAUCUUCCAAGGAUCAUAACAACUGGUUAAUCGUUGGAGAAUUGAUCAGAUUAAUUAAGGAGCCCGUCGCUUUGUACACCACUCAUAUCAUAGAAGAAUGGCAUGCCAAGCUUCCUUGUCUUUCGCUGCCGCAAUGCACAAAUCCUGCCGUUUGCCUGACAAAAAAGAAUCAUCGUGAUCUUUGCCACUCUUGCAAGGGAUGGUACGAUGAGCUUGCCAAAUCCCAUCGAAAUCUAAACAAACGACAAAUAAGAUGGCGUGGAAACUGCAACACAUCAAAGUGGCCGAAUGAACCUUGGGAGGUUGCCAAGUUCUUUAUGUCUGCUCUUGGCGACAACAAAAUAAGCGUUAAAGACGCCGAAUCCACUGAUUUAUCUUCUCUUCUGAACGUCCUUGAAUGGACAGAAGAUGCGAUCUUUGCCCCAGACAGACGUGUUGAUCGUAACCUCGUUAAAAAGCUCCGUUCAGAGGUUAGAAACGCUUGGGCUCAUGCACCUGAUCAAAAAUUAGCCGAAGCCACUCUUAACGAUGCUUUUCAUAUUGCGAAUAACUUUGCAGCUGAUCUUUACAUUGUUUUCAACCGUAACGAAGUAAAAGAGUGCAUAGAGUCUAUUAAGGAUCUCCAGGCUAAUGGAAUAAGCAAUGUUACACAAACCGAGUUAAAAAUUCUGAAUUUAUUGCGCUUUGAGUUAGGCGGAGAGGUCAGCCAAAUGAAAGAACAAUUAAAGCGCUUGAAAGAUGAUCAAAGUUCCGAUAGGAAGAAAAUUAAGAUGUUGGAAGAAAAGUUGGAGAAUCUCGAGACUGGCUACAUCAUCAACAAUGCGGGAACUAGUACACAAUGGCAACUAAAGAGCUGCAUUCCUGACAAACCUGAAACAUUUAUUGGUCGUGACGAUGAAGUAAAGCAAAUCAUAUCUUACUUGGUAGAGAAUGGCUGUGGAAUUGUAUCCAUUGUUGGUGGACCUGGUUUUGGCAAGAGCACUGUUGCAAUUGAAGUUUGCCAUGAUUUAAGCAAUAACAAUGAUACUGUCGUAUUUUUUUCAUAUCUACAAAAUAUUUCGACUGUUGCAGAGGUGAUACUACGUCUUUGUCAAGACGUUGGCGUAAAUCCUGGAGAAAAUCCUGAAUCAUCGUUAAUGCUACGGUUAAAAAGUAUUGAGAUGAAAGUUGUCCUCGUAAUGGACAACAUCGAGCAACUACUUGAAAGCAACGAGAAACCUCAGUUUGACGAAUUGGUGCUCACGCUUCGCAAGAAUGUAGGGCAACAUUUGCAAAUCCUAACGACGUCAAGAACAGAAUUCACAAUUCACGAGCAACAAUUCAUUGUCAACCAUCCAAUACAGAAACUGGAUGAGAGAUUUAGUGUGGAACUUUUAAAAAGGUGCUGUCCGAGUGUAGAAAUUUCAGACGCAUAUCUGAAUGAAUUGGCUGACCUGUGUGGUGGUGUUCCUCUCGCUUUGUGUAUCGCAGGAACAAUAAUUCCAGAUCUUGACGAUCCUUCAGAGUUAAUUCAGUGGCUAAAAGUGAGGCCCAUGGAAGCAUUAAAGCGUGUUGAACAAGCCUUUGAAUUUUCUCUUCAAAAAUUGAGUGAUGAAGAUAAGAAAUCUUUGGUUUGUCUUUCGGUAUUUGAUGGGAAUUUUCAAAGAAAUUCUGCUAAAGAAGUAAUUGGAAGGGAUGGGUUAAAAACCCUAGAUUUUUUAAAGAAUCUUGUCAGUCGAAGCUUAAUACAGAGAACUGGUGAUAAGCGCUUCGUGAUUCAUUCUCUUAUUCGGCGGUUCUUAGCUGAUCAUGUUCAGUUUAAAGAAGAAAGGGCAAUAGCACAAGAAUUGAUGGUGACACAUUUUCUAAAGAUGUGCCAUACGUUAACCAUGGAGUGUUAUUCAAAGAACGAAUUUAUUAGCGCCAGAGAAUCGUUGAAAAAAGACGUUCACAAUGUCGAGGAAACGCUAAAAAUCUGCUCACAGGAUCAGAUCAGGAAUUUGAGUCCAAGCAUCCACGAAGUGUUGGCCAGCAGUGAUGUUUACAAGUCUUCAUUUCGGUUUUUUCACAACUUCAGCUGGGAUCUUCUCCCUGAAACGGUCUUGUGUCAUUUUUUUCAAUCUUGUAUUACAUUGGCUGAAAGUCGAAAUGAACCAACUAUUGAAAUGCUUUUCAAAUGUUUGGCAACAGCUCAAGAAGGACAUAAAUCUGCAUGGAGGUCCAAGGAAUACUCCAAGCGAAUUGAAAGUAUCCAGACAGCAUUUCAAAGAAAGAAAGAGGCAUUGAAAGAAGACAGAUACGUAUUUAUGUUAUGUUACGACCUACUUGCCCGACAUUACUUUACCUCGGCACCAAAUGCGAAUAACACACAGUCCGAUUUCACAGAAGAUGAACUUUCAAGGUCCGUAGAUGACGUUCUAAGUCCUAUGGAGAAAGUAGCAGAGGCAUAUAUUCUGAAGAAACAAGGCAGUAUAAGCAAAUUGCGUGGAAACAAAAUGUUUCACGAAGACCAACAAAAGAAGAAUGAACACAUGAACAGGGCCGAAUCGUUUUACAACCGAGCUUUAUCUUUAGCUAAAGAGCUGUUAGGGGAUCAUGUAUUAACAUGUGCUCUUGAUAAACUUUUGGGAGAUUUAUGUUUUAACUUGCAUAAGAACGAAGAGGCACUGACAUAUUAUACCAAUGCCAUAAAUCUCCACAAGAAACUGAAACUUGAUUCUAAUGAGCAGUUUGUAAUGUUGCUCAAGAAUUGUGGAGGGUGCUUGUCGAUUCUUCGUCGCUUCGAUGAAUCUGAGAAAACAUUAAAGGAAGCGCGCAGCAUUGCUGACAAGAUCUCUGGGAACACUCGUUGUAGAGCCCAGGUGUAUUGUGAGUUAGCAAUCACAUGUAGUUCCCGGGAACCUGAUUGCCGAGAAGCCGCAGGGUAUGCACAUGAAGCAAUAAAGAUGCAAGAGUUUCUGGAAUCGGGCAAAGUGGAAAAAUUGAGGAAGAUUAUCCAAACCGCAGAGAUUAUCAAGCAAUUACAAGACAUCGCUAAAGUUCAAGGAACAGAACUACAGUCCCACCUGAAAAGUUGCAUUCCCGACAAACCACAAAUAUUCAUUGGCCGUGACGCUGAAGUAAAACAAAUAAUAUCUUCCUUAGUGGAGAACGACUGUGGAAUUGUGUCUAUUGUCGGUGGACCAGGAUUUGGCAAGAGCACCAUUGCAUAUGAAGUUUCCCAUCAAUUAAGCAACAAGCAUGGCAUUGUCGUAAUUUUCACAUGUCUCUCACAUGCAUCGACAGUUUCUGAAGUAAGAAAAUGUCUCUGUCGUGUCGUUGGCAUUAAUCCAGGAGAAAGUCCUGAAUCAUCUUUGACAUUUUGGUUAAAGAGUAUUGAGAAGAAAGUUAUCCUUGUCAUGGACAACAUCGAGCAAUUGCUUGAAACGAAUGUGAAAUCUAAGUUCAUUGAAUUGGUGUGUAGCCUCCGCAAAAAUUCGCACCAACAUUUGCAUAUUCUAACGACGACAAGAACAACAUUUUCGGUUUCGGGCCAAACCACCGAAAACCAUCAAAUUGGGAAGUUGGAUGAAAAAUCAAGUAUUGAAAUUUUAAGAAGACGUUGCCGUAAUAAAGUUAACAAUGCGCACGAAUUGGCGAAGCUGUGUGGUUUCGUUCCUCUCGCCUUGUGUAUCGCAGGAGCAAUAAUUCCUGAUCUUGAUGAUCCUUCAGAGUUGGUACAGUGGUUAAGAAAGAAAUCUAUGGAAGCAGAAAAGAAAAACUCUCCUGACCAAUGUGUUGAACAAAUCAUCAAGUUUUCUUUUCAGAAGUUGACUUUGGAAGAUCAGAAAGGGAUCGUUUGUCUUUCGGUAUUCAAUGGGAAUUUCGAAAUAAAUUCUGCAAGAGAAGUAAUUGACAAAAACGAGUCCCAAACUGCAGAAUUAUUAAAAAAAUUGGUCAGCCGAAGUCUAAUACAAUUUAAUAGUGAUAAGCGCUAUGUGAUGCAUUCAGUAAUCCGACGAUUCCUGGUCGACCAUCAUAAAGAGGAAAAAUCGAAAGCCCAAGGAUUGAUGGUGAAUCAUUUUUUAGUGGCGUGCCAUUCGUUGACCAUGGAAUGUUACUCGCUUAACGGUUUUGCUACUGCCAGAGAAUCGCUUAAAAAGGAUAUCCACAAUAUCGAGGAAACGUUAAGAAUAUGCACCCAAGAUCAGGCAACUAGUUUGAAUGCAGACAUCCUCCAGUUCUUGACGAGUAGUAAUGUUUACAAGUCCCCAUCCUUCUUCUUCUACAACUUCAGCCUUGAUCUCCUUUCGGAAAGUGUUUUAUGGAAUUUCUUUGAAUCCUGUUUCAGACUAGCCGAAAGUCGAAAGCAACCAGCCAUUGAAAUCACAUUCCAAUGUUUAUUAGCAUACCAAGAAGGGCUUAAAUCAGCAUGGAAGUCUUCGGAGUACAAGAACAGAUUGAGGACGAUCAGUGCAGCGUUUUGCAAAAAUAAAGCAGUGCUGAAAGAAGAUAGGUUCUUUUUUAUGUUUUGUUACUAUUUUUCCGCUCGCUAUAACUGCAGGAAAGCAACAAAUCCACUGGCUCCUGAUCUGACCGAGGAUGAUCUUCCUGCCUUGCCUGACAACAAAACUGAUCUGAAUCCUGAAGAAAAAGCAACAAAAGUUCAUUUUCUGAUAGAGCGUGCAAAUAUAUACAAGAAACGUGCAAAUAAAGCAUUUAAAGAAGACAAAGGAAAAUACAACGAACACCUAAAGUCUGAAAAGGAUCACUACGAACAAGCUUUGGCGUUAGCUAAAACGUUCUUCGGUGACAACGAAUUAACAUGCAUUGUCUGUAAGCUGCUAGGAGAUUUAUACUUCAGUUUGAACAAGUACACAGAGGCACUGACGUAUUAUUACGAUGCUGUACGUCUGCGGACGAAACUGGGGCUUGAUGGUAACGAGUCGUUUGUGUUCUUGCUCAAGAAUUGUGGUGUGUGUCUUUCGAAUCUUGGUUGUUUUGAUGUUUCGGUGGAGACGUUAAAAAAGUCUCGCGACAUGGCUGACAAGCUCACUGAAAAGGAAACCCUUUGUAGAGCCCGGGUGAAUUACGUGUUAGCUAGAACGUGUCUUGAAUGGAAACAUGACUGUCAAGAAGCCGCAGGAUAUGCUAAAGAGGCCAUGAAGAUGUGGAAGUCAUUAGACCCGAACAUGGUGGAAACAUUGGAAAAUAUUAUUCGCAGGCAAGAGGAAAUGACACUCGAUAGUCUGGACAAUUAAUAAAUUUCUUAAGUAUUGACCCAUUGCACACAAACGUGACAUGACGUCACAAAUCCUAAGAGUUGUCCUCUAGUUGUUUGACAAGAACAAUUUACGAAGCAAAAGUUCGUCACUGAUUUUUGUAUUUUGCCAAUAUUAUGCUAUGUUAAUUAGUUCUCUAGACUAAUGUGACGUCAUGUGCUAAGGGUCUGUACCCUACUAAAACUAUCCACUGUGUUAUUACUGCACAUAUACAAGUUUCUUGACUUUUUUGACAUACCAGCUUCGCUCUAAGAUUCACAGAUUUGGAUAAAGUUUUUCGAUAAAUUUAAAGCUUUGGCCUUUUG